AUGGCUGCAUUAACUGCGCGCCGAGACGGCGGCGAGUCAAUGCUUGAUGACCGCACCGACUGGCCGCCCCCGGCGCGCCUGGUUAACACGGCCGCCGGCAGUGCGUGGGCGGCAGCCGUGUGCAAGGAGAAGGAAGAAGAUGAGAAACAGCGUAAGAAGGAGAAGGAAGAAAGUGAGAAACAGCGUAAGAAGGAGAAGGAAGAAGAUGAGAAACAGCGUAAGAAGGAGAAGGGAGAACCUGACGAACAGCGUAAGAAGGAGAAGGAAGAAGAUGAGAAACAGCGUAAGAAGGAGAAGGGAAAAGAUGAGAAACAGCGUAAGAAGGAGAAGGGAGAAGAUGAGAAACAGCGUAAGGAGGAGAAGGGAGAACCUGACGAACAGCGUAAGAAGGAGAAGGAAGAAGAUGAGAAACAGCGUAAGAAGGAGAAGGAAGACGGUGAGAAACAGCGUAAGAAGGAGAAGGAAGAAGAUGAGAAACAGCGUAAGAAGGAGAAGGGAGAACCUGACGAAUAG
Molecule: messenger RNA, 513 nt
Organism: Schistocerca gregaria
Lineage: Eukaryota; Metazoa; Arthropoda; Insecta; Orthoptera; Acrididae
Product: cilia- and flagella-associated protein 251-like
Exons: 2
Coding region: 1-513 (170 amino acids)
Source: RefSeq, a predicted model, not a curated record